GUGUGACCAGAAUCUAGGCUCCCUACAUAUGUUGCAGUAUAAAUCAAUAUUGAUUCAAUUGGUGUGUAUCGACUACAUUGAGAGCAGAGCAAUACAGUAUGUACAGCUCGGUAUGUGGGCCUCUACCUAGAUCGGACAGAGAUACAAACCAAACCCUGUCAGUCUACUUAACAUAUUUAGAACAAGACCACGUGGACGGCUAUGACGUUGACUACAGCUGAUCUCAUUCACCACAAAGGACCGAGCCGUUCCGCAGAUGACUCAUCGGCCUGUGUUAAUGUUUGAAAGAAGGCAACUGGGACACAGCCAAUGUUGACUCGGGCAUCCAGCGUACUCUCCUUUGAAGUCAUACUUACAACGCUUGGUUGAGCGUGUGAGACGCGUUUUCUAACGAAUCGGAACAUUCACGUUAAGGGAUAGCCCAGAGAUAUAAAUAGGCCAAUGCUUCAUCAAUGCACUUGGCUGACGGGACAACACAGUGUACAGAACGUGUUGGAGAACUGUCCCAAUUUUUUUAUUUGGUCUACUGCGAUAUAUACUCGCCUGACGCGGAUGUGAAAGGUUAUAACGCAGAGGAAUCUUGGUGGUGUUGGGAGCUUUCGACUUCUCUAUGGGACUGGCGCGAGAUCCUCAGUUGAUUGCUCGUCAACUCAACAUGUAUCCGGACCGUAUUGGGGAUUAUAAAAUCCUUUCGACUCUUGGAACCGGAGCUUUUGGAGAUGUGUACAAAGUGGAGAAAGGGGGGAAGGAAUAUGCCAUGAAGGAUAUUGUGAUCGGUGCCAAAGUUGACAAUAUGAUUCUUCAAAUGGAGGUAGAUUCCCACAAAUCGAUACCAAAGCAUGAUAAUAUUGUUGUGUUCAUUGAUUCCUUUCAGACAAAGUACAACUGGUACAUUGUCCUAGAGUACUGCGCGCUAGGGACACUUGAGGAUUACGUUAUAGCCCACCGACCAGACAAAGACGUCGCCACGUCCCUCAUGCUGGACAUGGCGAAAGGUCUGCACCAUCUACACAGCAACAACAUCGUCCACAGAGACAUUAAACCUGAGAAUAUCUUAAUGGUAAAGGGACCAUAUGGAAUUCCAAGAUGCAAGAUUUCGGACUUUGGUGUGGCAAGGUUUGGAAUAGCUGGUUCUGAUCCCGGACCAAGCAAUGGGGUGGGUCAAGAAGAACUCUAUUUCCAAUCAUUGUGUGGAACUCCGUAUUUCAUUGCACCUGAAGUGAAAAAUAGACAGUACACGAGAUCCUGUGAUGUCUUCUCGCUAGGAAUAGUAUUUUAUUUGCUCUUUUCAAAGGAAACAUCAUCUGACAAUCGCUUGACCCCUUGGGCCAAAGGGGGAACGCCUUUCUACAGAGCUACAGACGCGCAGAUCAAAGACCAGCUUAAAAAGCACAUCCAUGAUGUAACAAUGUACAAACUGAUUGAGUCAAUGUUGGUGAUAGAUUUCCACAAUCGGGUGACAGCUAAAGAUCUGGUGGACAAUCUCAUGGCUUUAGAAGUGCCCGAUGACGAGGUGUUUCUUGCAGCAUGGAUGUUUGUGGCCGUUGUGAUCAUGCUGGCAAUAUUCCCCUUCCCUCUGUUUGUGCUCACCGUGAUUAUUCUGUUGCUUGCCUGUUGGCAGCUUCUCCCGAGAAGCACCAUCAGAAAGGUGUCUCUGUUAACAUGAGGAUAACCAGUGCCAAAUGGAGAUUAAUUGUGAUUACUGCAUUGCAUUAUGCCAGAGACGGUUGGGUUUUACAAGCAUUCAAUACUUUGAAUCACCACGGAUGUAUUAAGAGUGUUCAGAGAGAGCGUUUCCAGGCUUGUCAGUACAUAUCGGAUCGUGUUGUGGAUAUGCUUCCCUCCUCAUCCUCAUCCCUCCUGACACGCAGUGAUAUGGCUUAGAUACUGGAUCAAUCAAACUCACUUACUCAUCUCAAUGAAGUCAAGGGACGGUGGGGUAGCCCAGUGGUCAAAGCGUUCGCUCGUCAUGCUGAAGACCCUGGUUCAAUUCCCCACAUGGGGACAAUGUAUAAAGCCCAUUUAUUGUCUCCCGCCAUGAUAUUGCUGGGAUAUUGCUAAAUGCGACGUAAAACCAUACUCACUCGAUGAAGUCCGUGAGAUACACUACACAAGAACCGUGUUUUUAUCUGCAUAUAUAUAUAUGGAAGACACAGACUACGUUUUGAGGGCGCCACAUUAUGAUUUAAGAAACGUGCUUUUGCAUGCUAUCAUAUUAUUAUAAAUGUAUUUGAUAUUGACUAUUACAAAUGCUUUACUUUAUACAUUGAAAACAAAUGGCAGUUAAUACAGUAAUCUGUACCAAGUAUUACAUCAUAAACAUAUUAUUGUGUAUUAUUCAGAAUAUUAUAAGCGACACGUGAGACUUAACUCAUAAAACGAGGUCAUAUUAAAAUACAGAUACAAUCCAUAUGAAAGGUUUUGGAACUUUUAUCGUUUAUACUGCAUGGGUGCUACCUAAUACCUAUUUUGAUCGAUAUCUACAUUCAACAUUCAAGAAAGGCUAGGCACUGGGGGCAGGUCACACAGAUUCUCCUUGUAAUUCUGGCACUAUCUCCCGUGAAGCAAUAUCCUUGAUAUGACAAGGCCUGUAAGCAUAGCGUGACUUAUGUCUCUUAAGGAAUGCAGGCAGGCAUUUCAUUACAUUAGACGCAGAAUACACGCUAUGUAUUGCCGCGCUCUAAAUCGUCGAUCAAUCUACACUUAGUUGCCCUGCCAAGGAGCCGCGUGAUUCUCGCUGUCAACACACCUAGAUAUGAGAAGGGAUGUAGGAAUGUAUGCUGGGUGUAUCUGGUAUUGUGACAUCGGUUGUCCUUUAUAUGCCGUCAAAUGUGGGUGAGCCGUGGUUUAUAAUAAUAUAUGAUGUGUGGUUAGUCCGAGUUAGACUGACUGCCGCCCAAUUAAUAACUUGACGGAGUGACCUACAAAUGAAGAAAAAUAUCCUGUCAAAUAAUUACGCAUGUCGAAAACCUUUAAGAUCUUUGUUAUACAAAAUAAAAAAUAUGUACAGCUUA
Messenger RNA from Haliotis rubra (blacklip abalone), 3014 nucleotides. Its product is annotated as serine/threonine-protein kinase PDIK1L-like. Lineage: Eukaryota; Metazoa; Mollusca; Gastropoda; Lepetellida; Haliotidae. Gene Ontology annotation, molecular function: protein serine/threonine kinase activity; ATP binding. The transcript has a single exon. Gene Ontology annotation, cellular component: autophagosome; cytoplasm. The record is from RefSeq and is a predicted model, not a curated record. Gene Ontology annotation, biological process: protein autophosphorylation; autophagosome organization; autophagy. Bases 611 to 1666 code for a protein of 351 amino acids.